Brassica napus (rape) is the source of this 1960-nucleotide messenger RNA. RefSeq names its product FAD synthase. Gene Ontology annotation, biological process: FAD biosynthetic process. The record is from RefSeq and is a predicted model, not a curated record. NCBI's taxonomy places the organism in Eukaryota, Viridiplantae, Streptophyta, Magnoliopsida, Brassicales, Brassicaceae. The transcript is spliced from 16 exons. Gene Ontology annotation, molecular function: FMN adenylyltransferase activity. Bases 156 to 1739 code for a protein of 527 amino acids.
UGGGGUGUGGCAAUAAAAAGAUUGAGCUUUGUAAUAGAAUAGAAUAUCUAUAAAGUUCCAAUUUUUAUUCUUUAUUCAAAGAAGAAGAAGAAGAAGAAGGAAAAUCUUCUCUUCAUCUCCAGACUCCAGCAAUCUUAUAAUAAAGGAGUGAAGAGAUGGAGAUCGACAAAGCGAUCGGAGAAAGCGACGAUACGAGGUUGAAGACCAAGUACAACAACGCCAUCUUCGUCAUCAGAAGAGCUCUUUCUCUUUACUCUAUUGAAGAGGUCGCCUUUAGUUUCAAUGGAGGAAAAGAUUCCACUGUGUUACUGCACCUUCUUAGAGCCGGCUACUUUUUGCAUAAGAAAGAGCUGAGUUGUUCUAAUGGAGGCCUAUCAAGUUUUCCAGUCCGGACCAUAUACUUUGAAAGCCCUUCUGCCUUCACUGAAAUCAAUGCUUUCACAUAUGAUGCAGCUCAAACUUACGGUAUCCAGCUUGACAUCAUUCGCCAGGAUUUCAAAUCCGGGUUGGAGGCAUUGUUAAAAGCUAAUCCUAUCAGAGCAAUCUUUCUUGGCGUCCGUAUUGGUGAUCCUACUGCAGUUGGUCAAGAGCAAUUUUCUCCAAGUUCCCCUGGAUGGCCGCCCUUUAUGAGGGUGAAUCCUAUUUUGGAUUGGUCAUAUAGAGAUGUUUGGGCAUUUCUCCUAACUUGCAAGGUCAAGUAUUGCAGUCUUUAUGACCAGGGAUAUACAUCAAUUGGGAGUAUUCAUGAUACUGUCCCCAACGCGUUAUUGUCUGUCAACGACACCAGCAGUAAAGAGAAAUUCAAACCUGCUUAUUUGCUUUCUGAUGGGAGGUUAGAGAGGGCAGGCAGAGUCAAGAAAAAUGCUUCAACCAAGAACGACGUAGGUAGUGAUUCACAAAAACAUGAGGUGCUUUUGGCCUCAGUCAUUGCUGUUGGCGAUGAGAUUCUGUCUGGCACUGUUGAAGAUCAGUUAGGACUGUCUCUGUGUAAAAAGCUGACUUCUGUUGGUUGGUCGGUGCAACAAACUUCUGUUCUUCGGAAUGAUAUUGAUUCUGUAUCCGAGGAAGUUGAUCGCCAAAGGUCUAUCUGUGAUAUGGUAUUUAUUUAUGGAGGAGUUGGCCCUUUGCAUUCAGAUGUUACUCUGGCUGGUGUUGCUAAGGCAUUUGGGGUUCGCCUGGCACCUGAUGAAGAGUUUGAGGAAUAUCUUAGGCAUCUAAUCAGCGAGCACUGCACGGGAGACAGGAAUGAAGUGAGUUUUGUCUUGAGAAUAACCUUUUUAAUAUAUUUAUAUAUCUUGAGUCAAAAUAGCUAUAAGUUGCUUUUGUCUUUUCAGAUGGCUCAGCUACCGGAAGGAAUUACUGAACUACUGCAUCAUGAAAAGCUUUCGGUACCAUUGAUAAAGUGCCGCAAUGUGAUUGUUCUUGCUGCUACAAACACCGAGGAGCUCGAGAAGGAGUGGGAAUGUCUGACCGAGCUAACUAAACUGGGUGGAAGUACAUCACUCCUGGAGCUAUACGCGUCAAGGCGCUUGAUGACAUCUUUGACAGAUGUUGAAGUUGCAGAACCUCUGUCCAAACUUGGGCUCGAGUUCCCGGACAUAUACCUUGGGUGUUACAGGAAAUCCAGACAAGGUCCUAUCAUCAUCUGCUUGAAGGGAAAGGAUAAUGCACGGAUUGACUCAGCCGUACAGGCUCUACGCAAGAAGUUCAAGGAAGGUGUAUUCGUAGACAUGAAAUAGAUACAGGUUUAGUUUACCGGUCGAGCUUAAGAGGUGGCUUCUAUGUAACGGUCGUAGACGCUGAGAUGAAGUAAACCGGGGAGAACCUUUAAACUGAAUGUCUUUAUCAACUUUUAUUAUUACGGAAUUUGUAGGAAAGUAGCCCAAAAGGGUUUUGCUUUUUAUCCGUUGUUAUGAUUCAUGAACGGUUUAAUAAAGAUGAUGGUUUAUGUUGCAUGCUA